Messenger RNA from Dovyalis caffra, 1299 nucleotides. NCBI's taxonomy places the organism in Eukaryota, Viridiplantae, Streptophyta, Magnoliopsida, Malpighiales, Salicaceae. The record is from the annotation of a GenBank genome assembly.
AUGAUCGAAUCCUCACCGUUCAUAAUUCUGGAGCUCGAUCUAACAGCACUACUCUUGAUGCUUGUGUAUGAUCUACAGAAGAAGAGGAAGAAGAAUAAAAAUGUGAAGUUAAGUAAAGAAGAAGAAGAGAUGGAACACGAGCUUGCAAGAGCUCGAGCUAAGAUUAGAAAGGCAGCUUCUGUGGCGGGAAAUCUGUCGCGGAUCGUCAUCGACGGUGAUGGAAACGAUGUCAUUAAUGGAGUUGAUGAUCUGGUUUACCGUAAUGCAAGAGCAUUUUAUCAGAGUUAUAUGGAGAUGGAGAAGAGAUUCAAGGUCCACGUGUACUCAGAAGGAGAGCUACCAAUUGUCCACGACGGCCCAUGCAAAGACAUAUACACAAUAGAAGGGAGGUUCAUACACGAGAUGGAGCAUGGAGCCAAGAGGUUUAAAACAAGGAAUCCUCGACGAGCCCAUGUUUAUUUUAUGCCUUUCAGCGUCACAUGGAUGGUCAAGUAUCUCUACAAGCCUCUCACCUACGAUCACACAGCAAUGAAACAAUUUGUGGCUGAUUAUGUAAGAGUGGUAUCGAGCAAAUACCCCUUUUGGAAUAGAACUCAAGGAGCUGAUCACUUCAUGCUUUCCUGCCAUGAUUGGGGGCCCUAUGCUUCCCAAGGCAAUCCUUUCCUCUACAAUACAUCAAUACGUGUCCUCUGCAAUGCCAAUAGUUCUGAAGGUUUCAGCCCUCGAAAAGAUGUAAGCCUUCCUGAAAUCCGCCUCUACGGUGGCGAUGUAUCACCCAAACUCAUUUCCCCUCCUCCAGCCAACAGCCCACGUCUCUACCUUGCAUUCUUUGCUGGUGGGCUUCACGGCCCAAUCCGUCCCAUCCUCCUCGACCACUGGAAAGGCCGUGACGCUGAUCUCCAAGUUCACGAGUACCUCCCUAAAGACUUGGACUACUAUUCAUUUAUGCUCCAAUCAAAGUUUUGUCUGUGUCCAAGUGGUCAUGAAGUGGCUAGCCCGAGGAUUGUCGAGGCUAUUUAUGCUGAAUGUGUGCCUGUUAUUUUAUCGGAUCAUUAUGUGCUUCCAUUUAGUGAUGUCUUGAGAUGGGAGACCUUUUCGAUACAAGUGAAUGUUUCAGAGAUACCGAGAUUGAAGGAGGUAUUGAUGUCAGUUCCAGAAGAGAAAUAUAGAAGGCUUAAAGAGGGUUUAAGAGGUGUUAGGAAGCAUUUUGUGUUGAACCAGCCAGCUAAGAGAUUUGACGUGUUCCACAUGAUUUUACACUCCAUUUGGCUCAGAAGAUUAAAUUUAAGACUUGCCUAG